AUGCGGCCCGAGCCCUCCAUCACGUGCGUGCCUGGGGACACCGCGGCCACCCCCGCCAGGCUGCCCGAGGCGCCCCCGGAGCUGGAGCGCCGCCGCCGGGCCUUCGGCCGGAACUGGAUCCCCCCGCGGCGCCCCAAGAGCUUCGCGGCGCUGGUGUGGGAGGCGCUGCAGGACGUCACCCUGGUCAUCCUCGAGGUGGCCGCGCUCGUGUCCCUCGGGCUGUCCUUCUACGCGCCGCCCGGCGCCGCCGAUGAAGCGUGCGGGCAGGCGUCGGGCGAGGCGGAGGCGGGCUGGAUGGAGGGCGCGGCCAUCCUGCUCUCGGUGUCCCCGUGUCCCCACAUGUGUCACCCAUGUCCCCAUGUGUGUCACCCAUAUCCCCAUGUGCCCGUGGCCGAGCUGGUGGUGGGGGACAUCGUGCAGGUCAAGUACGGUGACCUGCUGCCGGCCGAUGGCGUCCUGAUCCAGGGCAACGACCUGCGGAUCGACGAGAGCGCGCUGACGGGCGAGAGCGACCACGUGCGCAAGGGCCCGGACAGGGACCCGCUGCUGCUCUCGGGUGGCCCCGAGAAGGACAAAUCGGUGCUGCAGGGCAAAGUGACCCAAGUGACCGUGCGGGUUGAGGGGCUGGGGGUCCCCAAACGGGUGACAGGGACCUCGGGGACCGCGGUGACCUUGAGGACCUGGGGGACCUUGAGAACCUUGGUGACCUCAGUGACCUUGGGUGACCCUGGUGACCUAGAGGACCUCGUGACCCUGGUGACCUUGAUGACCUUGGGUGACCUUGGGGACUUCAUUGACCUUGGUGACCUCAUUGACCUCAGUGCCCUCGGUGACCUCAAUGACCUCAGUGACCUCAAUGACCUCAGUGCCCUCCGUGACCUCAGUGCCCUCAAUGACCUCAGUGACCUUGGUGCCCUCGUUGACCUUGGGGGACUCAGUGCCCUCAGCGCCCUCAGUGCCCUCAGUGACCUCGAUGACCUCAAUGACCUCAAUGACCUCAGUGCCCUUGAAGCCCUCAGUGCCUUCACGCCCUCGGUGCCCUCAAUGACCUCGGUGCCCUCGGUGCCCUCAAUGACCUCGGUGCCCUCGGUGCCCUCAAUGACCUCGGUGCCCUCGGUGCCCUCAAUGACCUCGGUGCCCUCGGUGCCCUCAAUGACCUCGGUGCCCUCGGUGCCCUCAAUGACCUCGGUGCCCUCGGUGCCCUCAAUGACCUCGGUGCCCUCGGUGCCCUCAAUGACCUCGGUGCCCUCGGUGCCCUCAAUGACCUCGGUGCCCUCGGUGCCCUCAAUGACCUCGGUGCCCUCGGUGCCCUCAAUGACCUCGGUGCCCUCGGUGCCCUCAAUGACCUCGGUGCCCUCGGUGCCCUCAAUGACCUCGGUGCCCUCGGUGCCCUCAAUGACCUCGGUGCCCUCGGUGCCCUCAAUGACCUCGGUGCCCUCGGUGCCCUCAAUGACCUCGGUGCCCUCGGUGCCCUCAAUGACCUCGGUGCCCUCGGUGCCCUCAAUGACCUCGGUGCCCUCGGUGCCCUCAAUGACCUCGGUGCCCUCGGUGCCCUCAAUGACCUCGGUGCCCUCGGUGCCCUCAAUGACCUCGGUGCCCUCGGUGCCCUCAAUGACCUCGGUGCCCUCGGUGCCCUCAAUGACCUCGGUGCCCUCGGUGACCUCAAUGACCUUGGUGCCCUCGGUGCCCUCAAUGACCUCGGUGACCUCAGUGCCCUCAAUUGCCCUCAGUGACCUCAAUGCCCUCGGCGCCCUCAUUGCCCUCCGCGCCCCCUCCCGCCCCGCUGUCCCCCCAGGCCUGGCCAUGUCGGCCAUCACCGUCAUCAUCCUGGUGCUGUACUUCGUCAUCGAGACCUUCGUGGUGCAGGGCCGGCCCUGGCUGCCCCAGUGCGCCCCCGUCUACGUCCAGUACUGGGUCAAGUUCUUCAUCAUCGGCGUCACCGUGCUGGUGGUGGCCGUGCCCGAGGGGCUCCCGCUGGCCGUCACCAUCUCGCUGGCCUACUCCGUCAAGGUGAGGCGCCGGGGGCCGCGCAGGGAAACCCGACCGGGACGCCGAUUCUGGGAAAUCGGGACGUUCCGUUGUUGCCUUCCCCCCGAGGCCCCCGGGGCUCUCCCUCGCCACGUGGGCAACAAGACCGAGUGUGCCCUGCUGGGGCUGGCGCUGGCCCUGGGCCGCGACCCCGAGGCCGAGCGGGCGCAGGUGCCCGAGGAGCACCUGGUCAAGGUGUUCACCUUCAACUCGGAGCGCAAGUCCAUGAGCACGGUGACGCGGCGGCCCCAGGGCGGCUUCCGGCUCUUCUGCAAGGGCGCCUCCGAGAUGGUGCUGCGCAGGUGAGCGCACCUGGGGACAGGGACAGGACGGGGACACCGGGGGACAUCGGGGACACACGGGGAUCAUUGGGGACACUCGGGGGACAUUGGGGGACACUCGGGGGACAUGGGGGGACAGUCGGAGGACACCGGGUGCGCGUGGCAGGUGCCCGAGGCCAUCCGGAAGUGCCAGCGCGCGGGGAUCACGGUGCGGAUGGUGACAGGCGACAACCUGGAGACGGCGCGCGCCAUCGCGGCCAAGUGCGGGAUCCUGCCCGACUUCAACCGCAGGAUCCGCAACGACCGCGGCGAGGUGGAGCAGGAGCGCCUGGACAAGGUGUGGCCCAAGCUGCGCGUCCUGGCGCGCUCGUCGCCCACCGACAAACACGGGGGCAGUUCUGGGGUGGCUCAGCAUCGUCAAGGCCGUCAUGUGGGGCCGCAACGUCUACGACAGCAUCGGGGGGGGGGGGGGGGGGGGGGGGCUGUGCUCACCUGUCCGUGUCCCCAGGGCAUCGCGGGCACGGACGUGGCCAAGGAGGCCUCGGACAUCAUCCUGACCGACGACAACUUCUCCAGCAUCGUCAAGGCCGUCAUGUGGGGCCGCAACGUCUACGACAGCAUCGCCAAGUUCCUGCAGUUCCAGCUCACCGUCAACGUGGUGGCCGUGAUCGUGGCCUUCACCGGCGCCUGCAUCACCCAGGACUCCCCGCUGAAGGCGGUGCAGAUGCUCUGGGUCAAUCUCAUCAUGGACACCUUGGCCUCGCUGGCUCUGGCCACCGAGCCGCCCACGGAGGCGCUGCUGCUGCGCCGGCCCUACGGCCGCGACCACCCGCUGCUGUCCGGCACCAUGCUGCGCAACAUCCUGGGCCACGCGCUCUACCAGCUGCUGGUCAUCUUCACCCUGCUCUUCACUGGUCAGUGACACUGGGGACACUGGGGACACCAUGGGGACACUG
Molecule: messenger RNA, 3265 nt
Organism: Ficedula albicollis (Collared flycatcher)
Lineage: Eukaryota; Metazoa; Chordata; Aves; Passeriformes; Muscicapidae
Product: plasma membrane calcium-transporting ATPase 3-like
Exons: 17
Biological process (GO): regulation of cytosolic calcium ion concentration
Cellular component (GO): intracellular membrane-bounded organelle
Molecular function (GO): P-type calcium transporter activity; nucleotide binding; PDZ domain binding
Source: RefSeq, a predicted model, not a curated record